CUGGAGUGUUCCGGCAUGGAUCGAGUGUUGGGACAACUGUCGGAAAAUGGAUAUUUUAACAGCACCUUUCAUUGGCUGAUGUUCGGGGGACGAAGCUUUGAGCAAGCGUCCUGUUUACUGUCCAAACAAAACAUUAACUACGACACUUCGAUCACGCUGGUGUUUGACGAGUACAAUCCCCAGAACAUUACACGUUACGAAGUGUACGAAGUUACGGGAACUGUAAAGCGUCGUGGAGGCAGGGUCAAUUUCGAGCUGCUGGGAAUUGUUCCUUCGUUGAUGGAUCUUCCCAAACGAGCUGCUCUGCAACGUGACUUGGAGGGUAUUGAACUGCGGACAGCACUAACGACCGUUAAUCAACAUCAGCCCCGACCAUUUAUCGAGAAGCUCAAUUCGGCUAGGAGGCCCAAAUCUUACAGUGCUACCACGCACUGCUACCAGAUGGUUAAACUUCUUCAAAUGAAGUUAAAAUUCAAGCUUACCAUGAUUCUUGCCAGCGACUGGCGCUUCGAUCUGAUCGGUCAAAACUCUUCGCAUGGUGUCGUUGGGCAGCUGCAGGCUAACCACGUCGAUUUUGGAAUAACACCAUUUGCAAUGGCACCGGAGCGCUUCCCGAUUUGUGAAUUUACCAUCGAGAUUGCUCAUGGAACCUUCUACACCGUGUUCCGGCAUCCGAAAAGUUUGAACAACAACAAUAUUUUCCUGCUUCCGUUCGAGACGCUGCUUUGGAUCAUGAUCGGUAUCAUAUUCUGUGCAGUCGCACUUAUCCAAGCGAUAUCGAUCGUGUGCAACCAACAGCCAGCUUCUGUACGGUCCUGCAUCGAUAGUCUCGUCGACCAGUCACUGCUGGGUACGCUGGGUGUAUUGUGCCAGCAGGGACUGCACCACCGCAUCAUAGGGAUAGACUCGAACAAGAUACUCAUACUGGUUGCGAUGGCAUUUUCCAUGUUAAUGCUACAGUUUUAUUCCACCUUUAUCGUAAGUUAUCAGCUCAUCACUCCACCGAAGACGAUAAACACGCUGGAGAAGCUUUUGGACAGUAACAUUAAGAUGGCGGUUGAGAAUUUAAGCUAUCAGUACGAUUUCUUUCGCCGUACCAAAGACCCGACGGCACUUAAACUCUACGAAUCGAAGAUUCUCCCCAACAAGUACGGGUUCGUUAACUUAUCGUUCGGCAUACAACUGGUCAAACGUGGAGGCUACGCAUUCCACUGUGAGACUUCUUACGGCAAUACACUUAUCAUAGAAACCUUUACCGAGCGGGAAAUUUGUGAACUGCAGCAGGUGGAGCUGUAUCCACAACGUCCGGUGCAUCUGCCGAUGGUUAAGGGCAGUCCGUUGCGAGAACUGUUCAAGGUUAAUUUGCAACUGCUGAAGGAACGCGGACUGAUGGCGUACCAUCAUUCGCGUAACUACAUCCCCAGGCCAAAGUGUAACAAGCACAGUAACAAUCACGCCGAACAGAUCUAUCUUACCGAUAUGAGGUUCGCCUUUCUACUGCUGGCCGUUGGUAUGGCUGCGAGUGUUGCGAUGCUAUCGUGGGAGCUGGCAUUCGAACGUCUUCAGCACUGGUGGCGUCGCUACCAAACACGGACCCACAUAAUUCCGGACGGGUUUGUGUGGCUUAAUUAA
Anopheles marshallii is the source of this 1632-nucleotide messenger RNA. Its product is annotated as ionotropic receptor 75a-like. The transcript is spliced from 6 exons. The coding region runs from base 16 to 1632 and encodes 538 amino acids. Gene Ontology annotation, cellular component: membrane. NCBI's taxonomy places the organism in Eukaryota, Metazoa, Arthropoda, Insecta, Diptera, Culicidae. The record is from RefSeq and is a predicted model, not a curated record. Gene Ontology annotation, molecular function: glutamate-gated receptor activity.